Molecule: messenger RNA, 1041 nt
Organism: Peniophora sp. CBMAI 1063
Lineage: Eukaryota; Fungi; Basidiomycota; Agaricomycetes; Russulales; Peniophoraceae
Source: the annotation of a GenBank genome assembly
AUGAGCACUAUAGUACAACCAUUCGCCCACCCGCUACACUCGUCCAUCGCGGACCGCAUCGACCCCGAAUAUGAGGGUUUUCACAAUGAGAAGCUAUUGUACCAUAUGCAUUGCCAUGAGGUGCCUUGGACCCCACAGAUACGCUCAGGACCAACCGUACCAGGGGGCUCAGCGCCUGUCAAGGUUGGCAGCGUGAAGGAUUAUUCGACCACACUGGACCGCAAGCCCUGGUUGCGUGUGUUCACCCCUGAAGGCGAGGCGCCGGAGGGUGGAUGGCCCGCAUUUGUAUUCUAUCAUGGGGGUGGUUGGACUUUGGGUAGCAUCGAUUCGGAGAACUCUUUCAGCUCGCAGAUCUGCAAAGGCGCGAAAACCGUGGUCAUCUCCGUCGACUAUCGUCUCGCGCCUGAGUAUCCUUAUCCAGCUGCAGUCGAAGACACCAUCGAGUCCCUGCUCUGGGUAUACAAGGAAGGUCCGGAGCUGCUUGGGAUUUCGCCAUCGCGCAUCGCGAUUGGUGGCUCUUCAAGCGGUGGUAACCUAGCAGCAGUAGCGGCCCUCAAGGCUCCUACGCUGGAUCCUGCCGUCCCUCUCGCUUUCCAGCUCCUCAUUGUGCCCGUGACGGACAAUACCGCUUCGCCGACAGAUCAACGCUACGCCUCUUGGAAGGAGAAUGAACAUACAACUUGGCUUCCGGCUGCGAGAAUGAUAUGGUUUCAGGAUCAAUACCUACCGAAUGUCGCUGACAGGGUUCGCUGGGACAAUUCACCGCUUUUGGCGCCAGACGAUUUGUUCACGAAGUCCCCGCCUACUUGGAUUGCAGUCGCGGAACUCGACGUUCUUCGUGACGAGGCAUUGGCGUAUGGAGAGAAAGUGAGAGCCGCUGGGGUGCCAUGCGAGUGGAAGGUCUAUAAAGGCUGUCCGCACCCUAUCAUGGCUAUGGACGGUAAGCUACGUCGUGUCUGUGUAGGCUUGUUGCUAAUUUGGGAUGCCCAUGAUUGCGCUGGUCCUAUGCAACAGAUGCCCUUAACUCUGGGAAACAGAUGA